Molecule: messenger RNA, 4607 nt
Organism: Cydia fagiglandana
Lineage: Eukaryota; Metazoa; Arthropoda; Insecta; Lepidoptera; Tortricidae
Gene: Rbpn-5
Product: rab GTPase-binding effector protein 1
Exons: 15
Coding region: 150-1880 (576 amino acids)
Biological process (GO): endocytosis
Cellular component (GO): intracellular membrane-bounded organelle
Molecular function (GO): GTPase activator activity; metal ion binding
Source: RefSeq, a predicted model, not a curated record
AACGUCAAAUACGUGAAUAUUUUUCAUCUUGUCUAAUUGUCUUACCUUUGUUUUCUUAUAUAUGAUCCAUUAAUUAGGUUCUAUAAUGCUCAAGUUGCGAUGAUCUCAGUGGUUUAGUUAACUAGUGCUCGAGAGCAGUGACUCACAGGAUGUCGGACGACACGAACGAAGUAUCGAAAGUGGAGAGCAGCGGCGGGGCGGAGGAGGCUCGGCGCGGCUUGGAGGAAGAGUUUAAUGUCCAGCGCGCCCGAAUGAAAGAACUUUUCUUGCAGAAGGAAGAGGAGCUCCGGGCCCAGCAACAGGAACGUGAGCAGCUGCAGUCGGAGGUGCUCGGGCUGCGCGAGGAGCUGGCCCAGCUGCAGACGUUGGCGGAGAACCAGAAGUCGCACAUCCUCAACCUGGACUUGAUUGUCAAUGAGACGGUGUCAGCGUCGUCUGCGGUGACAGAAGAGGCGCGGCAGCUGCGCGUGCGGUGCGCGGAGCUCGAGCACCAGCUGCGGUUGCAGCAGCAACAACAACAUCAACAGGACGUGAGCAUCGCGCCCGCCACGCUGGUGCGCUCGCUGGCGCGCCGGCUCGUCGACCAGGACGAACAGACGAAGAAGCCCACGGAAGAUGGCGACCUGCAGCGCUGCGAGAUGGAGAUCAGUCAGCUCAAGAAUAAGCUACGAGAGACAGACGCACAACUACAGGAAGCACUCAGGAGUAGAACAAACCAUCCCACGCCUGCGCACGCGAGUGGAGACACGAGGACAGACCCUGAUGGCGGCCGCGCGUGCGACAUGUGCGCCAACUACGAGAAGCAGCUGGUGCACGAGCAGCGCGAGGCGGCCGCGGCCAGGGACCGCGCCGCCAUGCUCGAACACGCCUUAAAGUUGGCAACCGAAGAGCUCGAAAGCGCUCGCUCCAUCCACGACGAGACCAUCCGCUCGUGGCACACCGAGCGGGCCGCCAGCACAGCCCUACUGGAGGACCUGAAGAAGGCUGUGGAGUCCGCGAAGGCAGCGCUGGAGGCGCGCGCCGCCGCGGCCAAGCAAGCCUCGGAGAGGGCCUUAGAACAAGUUACUAAUCUGACUGUGGAGAGAGAAGAGUUGCAGAGAAAACUUGACAGCCUGGAGCGCGAUAACGCCAUGCUGGUGGGGCGCUUCACGAAGAGAGCCGAGGAGAUGCAGAACGAGUUUAUCGAUUUGCCCGACAGCGUCGAUGAUCUGCAACUGUACAGCCUUGAACUGCGCGAGAAGCUGAUCUGCGUGCAGAUCGGGCGAGAGGAGGCGCUGGCGGCCGAGCGAGACCUGCGAGCACAGCUGCUGGAGCAGAGCCAGCAGUUCCAUCGCCAGGAGGCCGAGCUGCAGGAGACCAGGAGCGCCCUGCGACAGACCAGAGAGGAGUUGGACCGGCUGGCGACGGAGCGCGAACAGCUGCAGGAGUUAGGAGGAAAACUGCGGACGUCCACCGAUCAAAUAGCGGCGUUGCUAGAUGAUAAGAAACGCCUCCUAGACGAGCGCACGGAACUGAAGCAGCGCGUGGCUGCCCUCCAACAGGAGUUGGACAACAGCGAGAAAGUGCAACAGGACUUCGUGCGGCUCUCACAGUCGCUACAGGUGCAAUUGCAACGGAUCCGCGAGGCGGACACGGAGGUGCGGUGGCAGCACGACGAGGACGUCUCCGAGUGCCCCACGUGCCACGUGCAGCUGCCUAACAGCAAGAAAAAGGUGCACUGCCGGCACUGCGGGCGCAUCUACUGCGCGGCGUGCACCGCGCACGCCGUGCCGUCGGGCCCGCGCCGCGCGCCGGCGCGCGUGUGCGCCGUGUGCCGCACGCUGCUGCAGCCCGACACCGCGCCCUACUUCAGCACCGCGCCGCCGCACUCGCCCGACUAAUCGGUGGAUACUACCCUACUGAAGACUAUAGCCUUUAUCCGAAAUAAUAAUGGUUCCCGUGUUACCUAAACAAAAUAGUCGCAAAUAUACCCGGAAUGGUCUGAGAUGGCUUUUAAACCUAGCUUUCGCACUGAUCCUAGUUUCCUAUGUCCCGAAAAUACUAAAUGAUACGCUUUUGCGCUGUAUUAUGUCUAUACACACGUCUCAUUCCGAUAUGGCAUCAUAUUUUGGGGAAGUUACGAUACAAAGAAGUUGUUACAGACUAGCCGAUGUCUGGAUGCUGCUACACCUAUUAAACUUUACAACUUUAGUUUCCAACAAUGAUACCGUGAAAAUUUUGCUCAACUCUAAUACCAAAAGUAUAUCGUUUUGAUCGUUGUUCAUACUAAACAAAGCCAGUUAUAAUAUAAAAAAAUAGGUUCCAGCACUUAAAUUAUGUAUAUUAGAUACAUAAUUAAUUGGUUCAUUUGAACUCAAAUCCUAUUUCUCAGUUACACAGAAAUAAGACCUAAAAUAAACUGUAGUAUAUAGAUUACCUACCGUAUGUAUUAAAACCGAUAUACCUACUUCAAAUUUGUAAAUAUAACUUGUAACUAUAGACGAAUAAAAUUCUCUAGCUUGCGAACAGGUAAAUUCUACUUUGUGGAACAGAUUUAUAUAUUUAAUUUUCUACCUUAAGAUAAAUAAGUUGAUAUUUUAACACACGCCGCUCAGUUUGCUUGUAAUAUAGAUUUUAUAAUUACUACGUUAAGGUAGAAAAUCAAAUAACAGAUGGUCGACGUCUCUUUCUCUUGUCUUUUGUAAUAUUGGAAUCAUUCACGCGAUAAUGUUGAUAGAUUUAUGGUCUUGGGUUGGUAUUCCACCUAUCCAAUUUUGAAUUUCAAUGUGCAUUGCGUCUCACUCUCUCACUAAGCAAAAUGUGAGACGCAAAUACACAUAAGAAAUUGGACAGGUGUAAUAACACCCUAUCAAAAAAUUCUAAACUGUAAAUAGAUUAAAAUCUAUAGUAUAUUAGUAUCGUAUGGAUAUUUUUGUUGUUUAAAUGUGUUGCGUCAAUGAAAUUGUACAUUUGAGUAUAUAAAUGUUAAAGUAUUUAUUUAAGUCUGCUGUCAUUUAUGUCUAUAAAGAAGCUUACAGUCAGCAUAAGAAGCGGCUGAACGGACGACGUGUUAAAAAUUAUUUAUGGAUGCUUUUAUUCGAUUCAAAACGAUCACCCUUCCCCUUGAUUAUUUUUUUUUACCGCAAAAUACAAAGACUUGUGUUCUAAUAAACUUGUGUUCAGUAAAAUUUUGAACACCUCGCCCGUUUAGUUAUUUUGCUGAUUGUACCUACACUGCAAAACGUAAUUUAAGACCAAAAAAAGUAAGACAAUGUUGCCACUGCAAUAAUUUGUUUGUAAAAUCGUUUUGAUAAAUACACGCUAAGAUAAUUUAUUUAUUAGUAGUUUUACUCCUACGAUUUAAAAAAGUACUUUUAUUUAUUUAUUUUUACGUAAAUACAAGACGCGCUAGUAAAAAGUGGCAACAUUGUUUUACUUUUUUUGGUCUUGGAUUACGUUUUGCAGUAUAGCUAGUAAGUUGUAGGGCAGAUAUAAUCGAUGACAUCAUUGUUACCGUGCCUUACAUCUUGGGGAUGUCCACAGUUUUUGGUUGAUUUCAAUUAUUCAGCCUUCAAUUCAAUUGCGAAAUCACAGAUAAGUAGUUUCAUUCAUGUGUGUCCUAGCAAUCACAAAUGGGAAAAAACUAUAACAGAUGCUCCAAGUUUGAGUUACUGUGCAUCAGUGUAUGCAGAAAAUUUUGCUAACCAUAUCCGCUUAGCUACUUCUGGAACUAGCAUUUUUUUAUGUCUCAUAGCUUAUGUCCAUUUUAUAUUUUGAACGAUGUCAAAAAAGAAGCAUAUACCAUUUUAUUAACACGUGUGUACGUGGGUGAUUUAUUAUUUCAAAGUUAGUUGGGCCAGUGCCUCCAUGGUCCAGCGGUCACAUUGGAAGGGCCUCCAUCUGUAUAUCGUCGGGUGACAAACAAAGUCGGGUCACUAACUAACACCAUUGAAAUUAUUGUAUAUUAAUAAAAUACGGGUCUCUAUUGUUUCCCAAAUAGUUUUAAGUCAUAAUGUAUUGUUUGUCCGAAUUUUCGUUAGUCAUAAUAGGUUUUUCUCAGAAACGCGUAACUUUUCAGGAUUGACAUAAAACAAACCCAACCUAUCUACAGCACAACCUUCCUGAAAAUCCUGAAAAGUUAACGGUUUCAGUUUUAUGACUAACGAUAAUAUGACAAACAAUACAUUAUGACUUAAAACUUUAUGGGAAACAAAGGGACCCCAUAAAAUACAUUGCUACUUUAAUUUUUUGAUAGUACUUAGUGACUUUUGCUUGUCACCCGACGAUAUAUUAUUUAAUGCGUUACGAUAGGGUUCACGAUGAGUCGAUGACGCUAUGACGCGCUAAGGCACUUGCCCGACUGAGUUUAGCGGGCGCAGCACGGUUCCAUUUUUAUCGACUAUCACUAUGCGCGUCCCUUUCGCACUAACAUACUUGUUAGAACGUGACAGGCAUGGUGACAAGCGAUAAAAACGCGACCGUGCUACGCCGCUAGGUUUCAAACGUUUAUACAUCUGACAGUGCUAGUUGGAAAUGUGGCUGUUGUUUAUCUAACUAUAUGUUUAAUUAUAAUUUAUUGUUGUAAUAUAAAACGUUCUAUUGUACAUAAUAGAGGUCGAUAAGAAUUA